AUGUCUCCAAAGAAGGACGUGAACGGCAAAAAAGCUUCUCUCACAGAAAUAGAAAAAGAUUUUCAAAACUUUUUUCAAGAUUGUUCCACAAGUGGUUUAAGUAAAUUCCAACUUUUGCAAGUUUUGUUUCCCUUAAAAGUCAGAAAAUGGAAAAAUCCGGCAAUAAAAUACGGAAUAAUCGGAUUGGUAAUAGUUUUAGUGGUACUCGUGGCAUUUUACGUGGACUUUUUCGCAUGGCAUCUGGCAGCUUUGGGGCGAAUCACGCUCGGCCAUGUUCGAUCCGUGUGGAAUUGGGAGGACUUGUACAGAGCAAAGUGUUUGAUCAGCGGGAAAAUGUCGUCUAAGGAGAAUGGAGGAAGUCAAAAGAUGGCAAAUACCGGGAUUGACUUUAAGGAUUGUGCGGUUUGUGAGAAUAUUGAUAAAAUCCUCCGCAUCUCAAACACUUCGUACAACUUCCUGCACGACAAAUAUCUUCUCCGCAGUGCUCCUGUCAUCAUCACCGACGUCAACCAUCAUUGGACUCCUUCCCAAACCUUCCCUUCUUACCUCCUUUCUCUCCCUGAUCUAACAUUCUCCCAUCCCUGCGAACUCCAAACGAACCUUUUGUUCAAAUCCACUGACUUACGAACCCUUCUCCAUCUCGCUUCUCAAGCCACCGAAUAUUUCCUCCAUUUCCGCAACUGCGAUUUUGAAGCCGUCAAAGCAAGUCGCUCGUUCAUCCGCAAACCCUACUUUUACUCACCUCACUUGGAGCCCCCUUACACCUCGUGGAUCCUCAUGUCGCAAAAUUACCCCCAAAACUCGUACAAAUCUCUCUCAUUUCUGAACCUAGUAAUCGUUCAACAACUCCAAGGCAUCCUCGAGGCAACAAUUGAAGCCAAAGACGCGUGUUUUGAAGUGUGUGGCAGACAUCAUGUGCAACUGGCUGCAGGUGAGGCACUUGUUCUCAUGAGUAAAUUGUGGAGUUUUAAAUAUCUCCCGGCGUCUGACGUGAAAAACUUGUCUGUGACUGUGGUGACAGAAACGCAUUUCUUGUAA
Messenger RNA from Culicoides brevitarsis, 1038 nucleotides. RefSeq lists its product as uncharacterized. NCBI's taxonomy places the organism in Eukaryota, Metazoa, Arthropoda, Insecta, Diptera, Ceratopogonidae. The record is from RefSeq and is a predicted model, not a curated record. The transcript is spliced from 2 exons. Bases 1 to 1038 code for a protein of 345 amino acids.